AGCAGUUGGCGGUGCCGGAGCGCGGCCGGCCAGCUUUGUUUUGGGAAGCUGGCACGCACGUGCGCGCUGAGCCCUCCCCCCGGCUCCCCGCACCAGCCUGUCAGCGGCUCGGCUCCGCGCGCAGCCCCGGGAUGGGGGUUCGGCUGCGAGCUCCCGUGUCGGUGCGGCCGGACCCGAGCUCCCCGGUGCCGCUGCCCGCGGCGGAUCCCGACGAACGGCGCAAAGAAUCGGACCGUGUUGAGGGGGGUCGAGCAAAACCUGUUGCUCUCUAACCCCUCUUCUGCUGGGGUUCGGGCUGCCCCGGCUAGCUCGGUGUCCUUGUCGCACUUCCUUGCCCGUGUCCCAGCGGGGCUCUGCCGGAUGAGCCCUGGCAAGGCUUGCUGAAAAGACAAAACACGUUCUCGCCCUGCCUCUCUCUCAGGUGACCGCGGUCCAGCAGCAGAGCUGGCAGGAGCUCAUCGCUGCUGUGCCUAAAGGCCCGUAAUUCCUUUCGGUGUGCUACUUUAAGCUAUGGAUGAGUAUCUUACGAGUGCUGCGCCAAGACAGUUCUGCUGUCACCCGGGAGAGCCAGGCCAGCUGUGGGCUGGUACCUGUUCUGCUCUACAAACCCCUCUUUGGGGGUUGUAGCUGAGCUGAGUGAACCGCUGAGAUGUCACAACUUGCACAUAACCACAGUGCCCCCGAGUUACACCCUGCACACAUCGUUCUUGCACUGCUCAGUCCCUUUGUCUCCUCUAGCGAGCUGGUGUUGUAAGUGCUGCUCACCUGGGGGGAAAUGGGAGUACCAAGGGGAGCACUGAACACAGCCUUAUGAAAUUAUUAUUAAUGUCUCCUUUAGGCCUGAAAUUCCUCUUGCUAGUCUUCCGUUCUGUUAAAUGCUUCGCAAACCAGAGCAAAGGAAGAGACAAGAAGAGUUGAAUUUCACUGCCUUGUUUGGAACUGGGUGGAAAUCCUGGAGAUGGAUCUCUUAGGAGUCUGUCUUCCAAUUGGGUUAGAUGCACAGGAGCAAUGGAUCGCCCCAGCUACCUGGAAGAGGAUUAUUCUAGCCUGGAUGGGCUGGACGAUGACGUGUUUCACUCUGAUGACUUUGGACUUGCAGGUCAGCCUGGUGAGAUGACUGCAACUGGCAUUUUCACACAGAACCAGUCCUACAGCUGUCUUCUGGGGAGGUUUCAACUAUUCCCCCUCACACACUGCUGUGGUCCCGGUAUCAGGCAUCCUGAGCAGCAGGACAAGGCAACUCAAACACUCAGCCCGUCCUCUUCCAGUCAGGAUGUUAUGUUGCCUUGUGGAGUCACUGAAGAGCCCCGGAGACUCUUCUAUGGGAAUGCUGGUUACCGUUUACACAUCCCUCCAGCUGACUUUGUGUUGGAUCCGCACCUCCAAGAGGAGCCUCAGGAAGGUCAGCGGGAAGCGCGUGCCGAGGUGCAGAUUGCACGGAAGUUGCAGUGCAUUGCUGACCAGUUCCACCGGCUCCACAUACAGAGGCAUCAGCAGAACAGAAAUCAAGUGUGGUGGCAGCUUUUUCUCUUCCUACACAACUUGGCCUUAAACGCAGAGGUGAACAGGAACCACACUGGGCAGAGGUGAGCUUCGCCUGCCUGUUUCAGGCCGCAUCCAGUCUGCAGGGAGCACUGAACAAACACUGGUUCGGGGGCGAGACAUUGCACACCGCCGGCCGGAUGUGAGGACUCUGAAUUUCUGACACUCGUCUUCAAGUUUGAGGGUUUUUACGGACUCUUCUUUGCCGCUGCCUGCCUCGUGAGGCAGGGAGCUCUUGUCCAACACUGUCGAAGGAAAGCCAGAAUGUGGGUGUGUUUGGUAAAGCUUGCUGCUGGUUCCUCGCGCCAGUGACCUCUGUGCAAGGGAGGCAGGUAUUAGACUAAGAGCUUCCUCUGCCCUGUGUGCUAGUCAGUGGUAGAGUGCAGGAGUGUCAUUUUGGCUGCUAGUUAAAAAUGAUGCCUGGGAUUGAUGACUCUAAACAUGCUUUGGGUAUCUUCCAGAGCAGAGAUGCUCGAUUCCUCCUCAAAGAAAGUUCUUUUUAGUAAUGAAAACAUUCAAGUAUCUUAUACCCAUCAAGUUACUUGUUUUCUGCAUGGGUUACUGUUUAUUUCCCUGCAUGCUGUGUGAGAGAACAUCAGAAAGAAAUCUGAUCUCUUCAGUCUUUCCACUGGGCACCAGUUGCAGUUUUCUCAUAUGAAGUUGUUCUUUGUCAUUACCAUCAAUACAAAAAAUCAUUUCAGUAGAACAGUCUUAAAAUUAAACCUUGCGGGGGUUGCUGGUGGCUAUUAGUUUCUGCCACUGUUUUUUUCCAGUUCAGUGUUCACAGUGCCCAUGAGCCAGCAUAAAGCCAAAAACCGUAGAAUAUGGCACAAGCAUCAUUCUUCUACAAUGCUAAUGUAUAUGUUUUUAUUAGUUUUAUCAUGGGUGUUUGUUUUGGUUUUCUUUUCUUGUACUAUAAUAUGGUUGGUCAGGAAGGCUUAGGUCCCAGGCAUCCGAUAGUUUUGCUUCAGGAUUUGACAGGGAAAUUAAUUAGCAACUAGUCUGACCUGUACACUGUAUAAGCAGUCUGUCCAUUACUCUAAUGUGUAAUGUUUGGAGGCUACUGUAAGCAUAUUUGACUAGCAGCAGUAGUAUGACUUCAAGGGAGAUCUUUUAACAGUUCCCAGUUUGUAUCACUCAGAAGUUUGUCCACACGACUGGUACUAUUGGACGAGCACAGGAAAAUUACCCUACCAAAAGGAAGUAGCCUUAAAUAUCGAUUGCUACUCUCUGUAGCCUUAACUAUCAUUAGUUCAUAAACCCAGUGACAGCUAGGGUAAAACACAAACAGAAAGGCAAUACAGACUGUAUUUUCUUCAGACCAUUUCCGCAUUGCCACUGCACCUUGUUGUAGGCCUCAAAUGAUACCAGUAUGAGGAAAAGCUGUCCAAAGAAUUGCUCUUCAGUCCUGUUACAGAUGUUGACUUCAGGUGUUGAGGAAUUCAGCUCUUGGUCCACUCUGAAAAUUAAGCAUUACUGUACGGGAAGAGUAGUCUACUUGCACAUAUGCUUUCUCUUCUGCCCUUCUCUGCUUAUCCUUCUCUAAUUCAUGCUUUCUCUGGUAUUUGUAUAAUCUCAUCAUUGCACUGUAGUGUCUGGUAACAGUUUGCUGAACACAGUUAAAUUUGGACUUUCUCCCUCUCUCCCAGCCCCAUUCUCUUGGUUUGCAUCCUGCUCUACUGUGGCAAAAUGUGCUUUAGCUCCCUGAAAGAGGUCCCCACUCUUUUUUCACUUGCAUGUAUUUACACUCUCUUUUUCAGCAUAAGGAGAGUUUAUGUGAGCAAAGCUUUUUUUUUUCUCCUCUUAUGUUAUUUUUCUAGCUAGAGCUAGAGUAAUAUGUUUGUCCAUGAUGGUUAAUAAUUCGUAUCAGUGAAUCUCAAGUAAUAUUUUGGGGG
This is a messenger RNA of Pezoporus flaviventris, 3437 nucleotides long. RefSeq names its product Bcl2 modifying factor (gene BMF). Bases 1009 to 1590 code for a protein of 193 amino acids. Gene Ontology annotation, biological process: negative regulation of autophagy; apoptotic process; positive regulation of apoptotic process. The record is from RefSeq and is a predicted model, not a curated record. The transcript is spliced from 4 exons. Gene Ontology annotation, cellular component: myosin complex. NCBI's taxonomy places the organism in Eukaryota, Metazoa, Chordata, Aves, Psittaciformes, Psittacidae.